AUGGGGGACGUGGGCAAGAAGCCGUACGUGGUCGCUGUGGCCAUCCAGGUCAUCUACACUGGCCUCUUCGUCGUCUCCAAGGCGGCAUUUGACAGUGGCAUCAACACCUACGUCUUCAUCUUCUACCGCCUCACCGCCGCAACGGCCCUCCUCCUCCCCCUAGCCCUCAUCAUCUCUAGCUGCCGGAGACGAUCAACCACCCCUACGGCGACACCGGAACCGACAAUGUCGUGCCGGCUGCUCUUCAAGCUCUUCCUCUAUGCCUUGCUCGGGAACACCUUCACCCUGAACGUGUACAACGUGAGCCUGAAGCAAACCUCAGCUACCGUGGGGUCGGCGGCCACCAACUCAAUGCCGGUGGCCACCUUCCUCCUUGCGCUGCUGCUACGGAUGGAGGCGGUCAAGGUCCGGAGCCGCUCUGGGCUAGGUAAGCUCGCCGGCGUCGCGUUCUGCGUCGCGGGAGUUCUUGUCAUCGCCUUCUACGCCGGGCCUUCCAUACGUCCCCUCGCCAACCACCCCGUCUCUGCUCACAAGCCACGCAGCGUCAGUAAUAGCGCAUGGAUCAGAGGCACCUUUCUUCUUCUCCUAGCAUGUACAACAUGGUCUCUUUGGAUCGUCCUGCAGGUUCCUUUGCUUAAAGAAUACCCAAACAAGCUCAUGGCGACCGCGAUGCAGUGCUUGUUUGGUGCACUUCAGUCCUUUGUUGUGGCUGUGGUAGUUGAGAGGGACUUCGCCAAAUGGAAGAUUGGGUUGGAUAUCGGCCUUCUUGCCAUCCUCUACUCGGCUUUCUUGGGGACAGGUGCAUUGAUGUACCUUCAAGCAUGGUGCGCGGAGAUGAAAGGGCCCGUGUUUGUCGCAAUGUGGAGCCCGUUGGCUCUGGUUUUCACGAUCAUUUGCUCGUCUUUCUUCCUUGGAGAAGUCGUCCACCUCGGAAGUAUUUUGGGUGGAAUUCUACUCGUUGGUGGCCUAUACAGCGUGUUGUGGGGGAAAAGCAAGGAAAAGGAAAAUAAGAUAACACCAGUGGUGCUAGAAGAAAGACAAUGUCAAGGAGAAGGAACUGCAGUACAUGGGAAACAUGAAGAAGACGAGUUAACAUCACAUGUAUAA
This is a messenger RNA of Lolium rigidum, 1107 nucleotides long. Its product is annotated as WAT1-related protein At5g64700-like. The transcript is spliced from 5 exons. Gene Ontology annotation, cellular component: plasma membrane. The record is from RefSeq and is a predicted model, not a curated record. NCBI's taxonomy places the organism in Eukaryota, Viridiplantae, Streptophyta, Magnoliopsida, Poales, Poaceae. The coding region runs from base 1 to 1107 and encodes 368 amino acids. Gene Ontology annotation, molecular function: transmembrane transporter activity.